CUCAUCCUGUCAUUCAGAUGGGAUUCUACCACGAGACAAAUUUGCACCGAUGCAGCUGGCCUGUAAUUUCACAUCAUUUGAAUUGACAGCUUCACAAACAGUGUAUUAGUAGUCGGGCCAAAGCGUAUGCUGUAAUGUAAUUCUUGCGGUCUUCGGGGUGCUGCGAUAGAUCUCCCCACAAUGGGUCAGCGCCUCAGCGACGACGGCGACCCGGACAAAGAAAUAGAUGUGGCAGAGUUGCAGGAAUGGUACAAAAAGUUUGUGGUGGAAUGCCCAAGUGGAACACUUUUUAUGCACGAGUUCAAGAGUUUUUUUGGGGUCGCUGAUAACAAGGAGGCUUCAGAUUACAUUGAAAGCAUGUUUCGGGCCUUCGACAAGAAUGGUGACAACACCAUUGACUUUCUCGAGUACGUCGCAGCUUUGAACUUGGUCCUUAGGGGUAAAUUGGAGCAUAAAUUGAAAUGGACGUUCAAAAUGUAUGAUAAAGAUGGGAGCGGCUGCAUUGAUAGAACAGAGCUUCUUGAAAUUGUGGAGUCUAUUUAUCGACUGAAGAAAGCCUGUCAUGGGAAGCUGGAUGAAGAAUGCAAUCUUUUGACCCCAGACCAAGUAGUGGAUCGGAUAUUUGAGCUGGUUGAUGAAAAUGGAGAUGGCGAACUCUCCCUGGACGAGUUUAUCGAUGGAGCACGGAGGGACAAGUGGGUGAUGAAGAUGUUGCAGAUGGAUGUCAACCCUGGGGACUGGAUCAAUGAGCAAAGACGUAGUGUGAACUUCUAAAUGCUGGAGAGCGGACUGUCAGUCUGUCACACGCUCAGAGCGUGAGUGUGACAUGACGCCAAUCCUACUUCAUCUCCCUGCGCUUGCAUGAAUGUCAAUGCUGCUGUACAACACCGAGUAUAGCAUGUGUCUUUACAUAAAUGAAGUUAGAAAGACAAGAGAGAUAUACAAUAGUGUAUAAUAUCUAAAUUAGGAUUUCAUUGGUCUUCGUACAGACUUAGAUGUGAAGCUGACAAGUUACGUUUACCACGGGUCACCAUCGUGGUGCCUGCAGGCAGCAGGUAGCAAGAUUAUGUGUAGCCCCCGGGCCUGUUCUAAAAUGAGCUCACCAGUGAUGGAACAUCUUUUGUAGAAGUGGUCGUUUGAUACACCAGCAGAGGUUUACAGAAAUAAAGUUGCAUCUAACA
Molecule: messenger RNA, 1181 nt
Organism: Hippocampus zosterae (dwarf seahorse)
Lineage: Eukaryota; Metazoa; Chordata; Actinopteri; Syngnathiformes; Syngnathidae
Gene: guca1b
Product: guanylate cyclase activator 1B
Exons: 4
Coding region: 181-774 (197 amino acids)
Biological process (GO): visual perception
Cellular component (GO): cone photoreceptor outer segment; photoreceptor inner segment
Molecular function (GO): calcium sensitive guanylate cyclase activator activity; calcium ion binding
Source: RefSeq, a predicted model, not a curated record